GUCUGAUAGAGUCCUAAACACCAGAGACAACUGCGACAGGCUCAAAACAACUAGACAAAAAGUUCAUGUGAAUACAGUAUACUGUUGGGGAGCGCAACGUCUGGUGGGUUAUGGAUAAGCCGGUGGGGUUCUGUUGUCUCUAGUGUUUGUCACUCGGUCACGUCGUUGCGUUGCGUGUCACGGAUCGCCCCGCCCCCUUUCUCUGGCAAUGGCUCCAGCUGCUGCUGCUGUGGUGCUGAGCUGAGCAGGAUGGAUUUCUCUGAGGUGUUCAAGCUCUCCAGCCAGCUGGGCAGGUUUUCCCCUGAUGGCAAAUACCUGGCAUCAUGUGUACAGUAUAGACUUGUUAUCCGUGAUGUCAAAACAUUACAGAUUUUACAGCUGUACACUUGCCUGGAUCAAAUUCAGUAUUUAGAAUGGUCUGCAGAUUCCAUGUUCAUCCUUUGUGCCAUGUACAAGAGGGGCAUUGUGCAGGUCUGGUCUCUGGAGCAGCCUGACUGGCACUGUAAGAUUGACGAAGGGUCAGCAGGGCUGGUGUCUUCCUGCUGGAGCCCAGAUGGUCGUCACAUUCUCAACACAUCAGAGUUUCAUCUGCGGAUUACUUUGUGGUCACUUAGUGCAAAAUCAGUCUCUUACAUAAAAUAUCCCAAAUCAUGCCAACAAGGAAUCUCUUUUACGAAUGAUGGUCGGCACAUGGCUUUGGCUGAGAGACGUGAUUGCAAAGAUUACAUUAGCAUAUUUGUGUGUAAUGACUGGCGCCUCCUAAGGCACUUUGAGACGGACACUCAGGACCUUGAUGGGAUUGCCUGGGCUCCCAAUGGCUGUGUCCUGGCAGUGUGGGAGUCUUGCCUGGAGUACAAGAUGUUGCUUUACUCUUUGGAUGGCCGAUUGCUUUCCACCUACUGUGCUUAUGAGUGGUCGCUGGGGAUUAAGUCAGCCACGUGGAGUCCGAGCAGCCAGUUCCUUGCAAUUGGAAGUUUUGAUGAAAAGGUGAGAAUUCUCAAUCAUGUUACAUGGAAGCCAAUCCAUGAACUAGUACAUACAGCCACAAUCACAGACGCAAAAGCUGUUGUGUAUAAGGAAGUGGAGAGAUGCCCAGGGAUUGCAACUGAUGAACUUACUUUUCCUUUACCAAAAGGAAAACCUAACAGCCUGUUUAGUAUCCGCAGUAAAUAUGAGAUUGUGAAUGUACCAGUAACUUUAAGAGGUGUUAAACCUGACUCCGAUCGGGCGAAUCCUGAACUUGGAAUUGGAAUGUUGGCGUUUAGUCUCGAUAAUCGUUAUAUGGCAUCUAAAAAUGAUAACAUGCCAUAUUCUGUUUGGAUAUGGAACAUCCAGAAAAUGAGAUUGUUUUCAGUUGUGGAACAUAGUUCGGCUGUCAAAUCUUUUGUCUGGCAUCCAGUUCAUCCUAGACUUGCCAUCUGCACUGGAAAUACCAGAGUAUAUUUGUGGUCUCCAACCGGUAGUGUUUCUGUGCAAGUGCCAGUGGAAGGCAUGUUUAAUGUCCUCUCAAUGUCUUGGCACCCAAUGGGAGAAGAUACUUUGCUUCUAAUGAGUAAGGAAAACUUGUGUUUAUGUUACUUGGAGUCUGAAGACAACGAAAACUAAAGUAAACAAAGCUAGUUUGUUUUUACAGAACCAGCACAUUACUAUUGAGUAGCAAUACGUGGGAGUAAUUAGUUUGCCUAAUUCUCAGGAAUAGUUUUUUUUUUUUAUCUGAUAGGCCUACUAAAAUUGAAUUUGUAUAAUGUGAUUUGCUCAGGGAUGUUUUAACAUUUCUUGUUAAAAGAAUGUACAUUAUGAUGUAAAUAUAUUUGUAGAUGUAAAGAUAUUUAAAUUUGCCAAUAAAUAAUUAUUUCACUA
Molecule: messenger RNA, 1860 nt
Organism: Pelobates fuscus (common spadefoot toad)
Lineage: Eukaryota; Metazoa; Chordata; Amphibia; Anura; Pelobatidae
Gene: WRAP73
Product: WD repeat containing, antisense to TP73
Exons: 12
Coding region: 250-1605 (451 amino acids)
Biological process (GO): microtubule anchoring at mitotic spindle pole body
Cellular component (GO): mitotic spindle; microtubule organizing center; MWP complex
Molecular function (GO): protein binding
Source: RefSeq, a predicted model, not a curated record